Molecule: messenger RNA, 2360 nt
Organism: Helicoverpa zea (corn earworm)
Lineage: Eukaryota; Metazoa; Arthropoda; Insecta; Lepidoptera; Noctuidae
Product: bcl-2-related ovarian killer protein homolog A-like
Exons: 7
Coding region: 470-1345 (291 amino acids)
Biological process (GO): intrinsic apoptotic signaling pathway in response to DNA damage; regulation of apoptotic process; extrinsic apoptotic signaling pathway in absence of ligand
Cellular component (GO): mitochondrial outer membrane
Molecular function (GO): protein heterodimerization activity; protein homodimerization activity
Source: RefSeq, a predicted model, not a curated record
AGCAUUUUUAAUGUGUUUAGUUGAUAACCGCGGGCCGCGCGCGACGCUCGUGCCUACGCGCAUCCCGCCGACCAACCUCGCGAGAGCUGCGCCUCUUAUCACAUACCAGUUUUAUACGUGUUUUAACUGUGAUUCCCCAAAAAGUGGUUCCCCUGGCUGACUGUUACCAAGUGCAACAAGAGCACAUUCGACCCAUUCCGAGCGACCAACUGACACAAACCUGCGGGCCGAAGCCGGUCCAUAAAUCACUAGAAAUAGUGCUUACAAUUGACUCAAGGUUCACAACAUCUGGUCCAUACCGCAGUGCACCAUUCUCGGCCAGUCAUACAAUAUCAACGACUAUAUAGGGCCGCUAACUGAGUCAAGAUGGCAACUGGGUGGGGCAAGAGGUCAAGAGGCCAGCAACAUCGCCAUACAAGUCACUCCACCCGAUGGAGAAGAAGAUGACGAGUUUGUGCCGACGCUGCGUAUGCGUCGCAAGCUCAGCACGCCGCUCAGCGCGAUGCCCGGAGUAACUGAUGGACUGAUUAGCUUACCAAAUCUACGCGCUUCGCCAACGCGGGCACUGUCGCCGUUGGACCGGACGAAGCGUCGCUUCAGCACAAUGGUGUCUAGCGCGGCCGCCGCAGCAGUGUCCAGGCGGCUCUCGGCAACUAUUGGCUGGUGUCUCGCCAGCCCCACGCAAGUUAAGCCGCAAAUAGUCCGCCAAGGACGCGCCCUAUGCUUGCAAUACAUAAAGACUCAGAUUAGGAGAUCAACUUUAUGUGCGAAAAAGCAAAUAGUAAUGAAACGUUUACAACGAAUGGUGGAGACAGAGUGUGGGGAGGAGGCUGUGAGCAACUCGGAGUCGGGGGUACUGGCGGGGCUCCGGGCGUUGUGCGCUGCGCUGGAGAGGAAGCGACCGGACGCCUUCCGUCACGUGGCGCGGCAGGCCACGCGCGCCCCUUCGGCCAUGCUCCGCUCAGACACAGCACUCGCGGAGCUAGCACUAGCUCUAGCGAGACGCAUCACUAGAGAAAAUAUUACCUGGUCCAAGAUAGCAGCUGUAUACUGUGUUUGUGGUGCCCUGGCGAGAGAAGCGGCAGAAGCUGCAGACGGAGAACCAGCUCUGGAAUUGGUGUCAGCGCCCGCCGCGGCCAUCGCCGACUUGUUGCACGAAGAUCCUGGCUCCUGGAUUGCGUCACACGGUGGAUGGAAUGGUUUAGUGGAGCGACUUCGAGCCAGCGAAAGAGACCAGCGAUCUGAAAAGAAUCUUCGAGUGAUGGUGUCUUUCUUCGUGUUCGUGUGUCUGACCUUAUUGCUGUUUCGAUGGGUCCUUCACGCACAUCCCGCGUACAACGAGUAGACCUCCUUUUAAUUAGCUAUAGUCUAUAGUUACGUUUAGAAAAAAGUUGUGACACAACGUUGGCAGGUGAUUAGUUUUAGUCUAGGUGAAAUGAAUAGGCGAGAGGCUAGAGGUGCAUCAUAUUUUUAUUUAUUUAUUCGGUCCCUUCGUCAAACAGGAUCUAUGCUAUUUUCCGAUUCGAUCUAGACCGAUAUAUUCCCAAUUAUUUGUACCGCCCUUUACCCAGCCUGUUGGAUAGUAUUUUAUGCAAAAUAAUUAUAGAUAGGUAAUAACAGCGAAUAUAUUUUUAUUCAAGCUAGAGGUGCUGUUGUUUUAUAAGCGAUCAAAAUAUUUUUUAUCCGUCUUAUGUUUGUUAAAAAAUAGCAUACUUCUUUAUAUAGCUGUGAUACAACAGAAAGCUUACCUUAAUACCUAACUUAAUGUAAAUGGCAAUAGCAAUAGGCUAACACGUCGACCUGGCAAUUGCCAAGUCGUGAGUUCGAUGGCCGCCCUGGGCCGCCCAUAGAACCCCCUCCUGAUAACAGCAUAAUUAUUUAGCUUUCAAACCUACAUAUAUUAUACCAUUUUACGUAAAACCUAGGUAUAUAGUCAUUCCUGUAAAAUAUAGAAAGAGGUUAAUAUGUACCUACAUAAUUACCUAUUUUCAGAACAAUUUGGGUAGGUAUGUACUUAAGGUAAACGAUUUUGUAAAUCUAUCUGCUGGUAGAUAGAUAAGUAUUACCUAAAUGCAUGUACACUUUCUCUUAAAUACAUAAUAAUAUCUUCUGUUACACUUAGGUAUUUAAUUGUAUCAUCUACCUAAGUUGAUCAACAACUUAUGAACGUCUAUAUGUGCCACAAAUGAACAUAAGAUGUUAUGUAAAGCUCCAAAGAUGUUAACUCUUAAAUUGUAAGACAUGUCGUAGCCAUAUUAUCUAAAUUAUUUAUUACCAAACUUUAUCCACAGCAGAAUAAUCUUAUUAAGUAAUUUGUAAGUAGCCUGAAAAAAAAAUAUAAGUAAUAUUUUUGAUGUUUC